UCCACAAUGAGGACAGAAUUCACCAACAGAUCUGAUCACCUCAGAUAUCUAGCAUCCAAACCAUUGAUUUACUUUUACUUUUUGUUAGUUUUUGGCAGAAUGCACUUCAAAAUCUUUUCAGUUAUUGUUUUUCUGGGAUUCCUGACCAUUGGUGAAGGAAUGAGUCUUAGAGGUCUGGGUGUAGAUCCACGCUGUCGCUGCAUUGAAACAGAGAGCCAACGCAUUGGGAAACUCAUAGAGAGUGUGGAGCUCUUCCCUCCAAGCCCACACUGUAAAGACACAGAGAUCAUUGCCACCCUGAAGGUAUCCAGAAAAGAGAUCUGUCUGGACCCUACUGCACCCUGGGUUAAGAAAGUCAUUGAGAAGAUCAUUGCCAACAAAACACCAGCAGCAUGAAUGUUUGGAUCAUGUGUGAAGUUGAGCCUGAUGAUAUGUAUGAUAUUGCCACAUGUGUACAGAUGGGAACAGUCCUACUGUUUGGUUUUGUUUUAAAGAAUUUGCUUAAUAUUGCAUGUUGUUCAAAUAUAUUUUGAGUGUUGUAUUUAUAUUUAUGUAUGUAUUUAUUUAUUAUAUUUUUGAAAUAAAUUGACUUCAUACUAA
Messenger RNA from Cyprinus carpio (common carp), 600 nucleotides. RefSeq names its product interleukin-8. Lineage: Eukaryota; Metazoa; Chordata; Actinopteri; Cypriniformes; Cyprinidae. Gene Ontology annotation, cellular component: extracellular region. The record is from RefSeq and is a predicted model, not a curated record. Gene Ontology annotation, molecular function: CXCR chemokine receptor binding; chemokine activity. Gene Ontology annotation, biological process: antimicrobial humoral immune response mediated by antimicrobial peptide; inflammatory response; cellular response to lipopolysaccharide.